This is a messenger RNA of Spea bombifrons (plains spadefoot toad), 1499 nucleotides long. RefSeq names its product embigin (gene EMB). The coding region runs from base 121 to 1080 and encodes 319 amino acids. The transcript has 9 exons. Gene Ontology annotation, cellular component: axon; plasma membrane. Gene Ontology annotation, biological process: dendrite self-avoidance; axon guidance; homophilic cell-cell adhesion. The record is from RefSeq and is a predicted model, not a curated record. Lineage: Eukaryota; Metazoa; Chordata; Amphibia; Anura; Pelobatidae. Gene Ontology annotation, molecular function: cell-cell adhesion mediator activity.
AGGUUUCGUGGUUUGUGGAUCGCUCUGUGCGCAUCCAUUGCAGUGGGGAGUCACACUGCGGCCCCUCGCUGCUGCCCGGUGCCGACUCUUUUUGCCGCUGCCGUUCUCAGGACUGUGAACAUGGUGCCGUCUCCCGUGCGCCCCGUUAUGGUAUCCUUAUUCUGCGGGCUUUUGUCUAUGGCUUCCCCAGGAACGACAGGCAGUAAACCCGGUCCGGAUUUAGAUAUACAUGCUUCACAGAACAACAUUGAACACGUUUCAAACAUCAUAGAAGAGAAACACAGUAUAUUGAUACCUGAUCUGACUUCGAAAGCCUUAAAGAAAAAUAUAACUAUUGACAAUCCAGUACGUUUGAGUCUUGAUUGUUAUUUGCUCGUUGACUUGAAAGAUUUCCAGAUGGGUGACGUGACCUGGAAGCAUGGAAAUGGAACACUGAGCAGAAACAGUUAUACUUAUAACAACACUGAGAAUACAUGGCACACUUCUUAUGAAUUCAUUGUAACAGACAACAGCAAGAUUGGAACCUAUACCUGCAUUUUCAACUCUACUGCAGAAGUUAGAGCAGAAUUUCAUAUAAAUGUACCCAAUGUUAGGAGUGAAAACAAGCCUCUUGUCAGCUAUAAGAAGGACACUAUUGUCAUGAAAUGUGACAGUGCAAAGUAUACGCCUGUGGAAUGGAUCUGGUAUCAUGUUAAUGGAAGUGAUCAGGUACAGCUAAAUUCCUCUUCUGCACCCAAUAAGUAUGAGAUUUGUCAAAAGAAACCCAACGAAACCAAGCUACACAUAUCAGACUUAUCUGAAGAAGAUGACGGAAUUUACAUCUGCAAAGCCGUUUUUAAAAUAGGAGAACAGCAUGGAGAAAUUCAGCUAACUAUCCUCAGCUACAUGGUGCCCCUUAAAGUUUUUCUUGCAAUAGCUGCAGAAGUUGUGAUCUUAGUAUCUGUUAUUUUCAUCUGUGAGGUGAAGACUAAAAAGAGACCAUGCCAAGCAGAUGGUAACAAUGACGCAGAGCAAACGACUCAGCUGAAGUCUGAAACCAGUAGUACUCUCGAAGCAAGCACUACAAGGCAACGCAAGUGAGCUCAUACCGUCUACAGCUGAACCCAACUCAACUUCAAUGUGCACAAAGCAAUAUCAAGUUCUACCUUCAAAACGUUGUCCAUUAAGUAAAGUGCUGGUAUGUUCUUGGGUGACCAAAUUCGCUCACUCUUUUCAAUAUGCUAAAAAGGGAAGUCCCAUGGAGAAAAGAUUUUCUUUUUUGAGCAUAUAGUACAGUGCUGUUGUCAGUCGUGUGAUAUUUUAGGUGACUUUCCCUGGUCAAACGCAACCCUGAGCUUAUUCUUUAUAUCAGUGCUAAUAAAAUAUGUUCCUCAUUGGUCAGAGUGUGAUUAAGACUAAGCCAUUCUAUUGUUUACCACAAGGAAGCAUAUUAAUGAGGUGAACUUUUGCCUAGAAGAUUGGGCUCAGAUAACAUAGCUAUAACACAUUCAAAUGGCUAA